Messenger RNA from Acanthocheilonema viteae, 1149 nucleotides. The record is from the annotation of a GenBank genome assembly. Lineage: Eukaryota; Metazoa; Nematoda; Chromadorea; Rhabditida; Onchocercidae.
AUGGCGGUGACAUUUGGUUAUUGCUGGUUUAUUUUAACUGUUAUAAUAAAUUCGUUGGUUUGUUGUUUAGAACCGGCUUGUAUUGAUGCUAACUGCUACAUACCACUUCAUAGCAAGAUAGGUACCAACUAUUCUGUGUACGGUAUCACUCAAGGUGGUGCAAUUUUUGUUGCCGAUAUGAUGACGUUCUCGAAUGCCAAAUUUUUGAAUGAUUUAAAAGCUAUUGAUGCUAGAGUAGAACAUUUCGAUUGUUCGACAGCCACCGUACAUUUUGUUUCCACCAAUCUAUCAAUUCUAAAAAGUGCUAAAUAUGAAAAAAAUGUGAAUUUCUUCAUCAUUGAUGCUCCCAAAGCACGAAUUAUGCUACCUUCCUGCAAUUGGACUGUUUACAGUGACAUUCUUUACUGUCAGAUAUAUUGGCCAAUGACUAAAUUUGUACGAAUUCAUCGCUGUUAUCAUCCAAAAUAUUAUUAUGCAAGAUGGAGUAACAAAUUAUAUUACCUUUGUUACAACGAUGAUGGCAUAUCAAAUCAAACGCUAUUUAUUAAUGAAGGCUUAAAACUCGGCUUACUACGAUACGGCUACAAAGAUAUUGCACCUGGUUUUGUCUCAUUAAAUGAUGCAACCACAAUGGAUUAUCUUGGACAAAUAAUUGUAUUAAAUGAGAUGGAUGAUCAUUAUCCCAAUUGGCUUCAACCAUUUCAAGGAGAGAAUGCAUUGAAGCCUGAAGCUGAACGUUUGCUGAGUUGUAUUAUUGGAAAUAAAAUUCGUUACGUACUGCAAACAACAAUAGCGCAAUUUUGCAUCUUUGAAAUUUUAACGCUCUCAUUUCGAAUGACAGUACAAUUGCUACCAAAUGAUUUUAAUAAGGUGCCAUUACUAAUUAAGGAUGAUCAGUUAUCAAUAAAUGUUUUACCGUUAAUUAUUACACGACAGAAAUCAAUGGUUGAAGAAAUGCAAAUAUCGGGCGAUGUUAUUGGUACGCUAAAUAUGGAUGUAUUUAUUAAUAUAACAUUAGCUGUACCACUGUAUACUUUCAUUUUUAUCAUAAUUAGCAUACUGUUUAUUAGAUGGCGAAUUACGCUAAUUCCCAAAACAUUGCUUAAUUUACGAAUAUAUUUUCAACAAAUCAUUGAUCGGAUUUGGUAA